AUGAAAUGGCUAGUUUUUCUUUUUGCCAGUGCUUUUUCAUUGAUUUGUGAGGAAAGCUGCGUAAGGAGCUGUAGAGAAGAAAAAGAAUUAAAUAGAUGCUUAAGUGACUGUGGCUGCGUGGAAAAAGAAAUAAGUCUUGUGGUAGAAGCUGUGGAUAUAGCAUUUGUGAUGCAGAAAAUUCCUUUAGAGUAUAAUGAUAUUGUAUUUAGUUUGACUGGCUGCAGCUUAUAUUGUGAAGAACCAUGCUGGAAUUUUGAAAAUAAAGCGGAUAUUUUGCAGUGUUUGAAGGAGUGCAAUUGUUUUGAAUUGGUAGGGAUUGUGAAAACGAGUGAAAGGGAAAAGAGUCAAAAAUUAGAUUUAAAUGAAAAGAAUAAUAUGGAAAAUGAAGAGGCUGGUAGAGAAAAUAUUGAAGGAAUUAUAAAUGUUUUAGAUAAUAAUAUUGAUAUGAGCAGAAAAUAUAAUAUUUAAGUUUAUUGAAUUACUCUAGCAUAAUAGUGCCCUCAGUCUCCUUUUAACUUGAGGGUCCAGCUACGUUAACAGCCCUGAGCAACGGUAGGUGAACCGACCUAACCGUCGAACCAUUAAAGUUAAUAAGUCAGUUAAGACUUCUCUAGUCGGUGCCAGACUCAGCACUGACUUCUGCUCUUCCAGCCAGACUCUCACUAAGCUCGGAUUUUAGGUCCUUGUCUGUUUUACCAGAAGCUAGGACUUAUCCCUAACUGAUAUUUUUAAUAUUAUGGUUAUAAUAUUACUGAAAAUGAGCAGGAUAAAAUAGAAAAAAAUGAUAUAGAAAACCAAGAGGCUGAUAUAGAAAAAAUCGGAGCUAUAGAUAACACUAAAAAUGAGCAGCAAGAGGAUGAAAUAGAAAAAAAUGAAAUAAAAAAUGACAUAGAAAGCCAAGAGACUGAUCUAGAAAAAAUCGGAGGUAUAGAUAAUACUGAAAAUACUAGCAGAAAUUAUAAUUUUACUGAAAAUGAGCUUCAAAAAGAGGAAAUAGAAAAAAUUGAAGCUAUAGAUAAUACUGAAAAUAUUAGCAGAAAUAAUAAUUUUACUGAAAAUGAGCAGCAAGGAGAGAAUUAUAUUCAGUAUGAACAAAAAGAGGCUGAAAUAGAAUAUAAUGAGCAGGAUUCAAGAUUAAAUAUCAGCAAUAAAAAUUAUGUGGUAGAAGAAGAGGAAUUUAAAAAUCAAAUAGAUCAGGGUAAAAGUGAAGAAGCUGAGUCAGAUAUAAACAGCCCAGAGUAUAACUUUACACAAAUAUUUGAAAGUUUAAUUAAAAAUCUGACUCUUGGAAUUUUUGAUCAUGAUACAGAACAAGCUGGAAUAACUUUAAAUGAAGAUAAAAAUAUCAAAAUUGAUGAGAAUGACCCUGAAUUUGAUAUAGAAAGAAUUGAGCCUUUUAAUAAUUCAACAGAAGAUAUAUUAUCAUUAAAUAGCUCAACAGAAGCAGAUUUACCAUCUAAUUAUCCAACAGAGGCAGAAAAUCCUUCAGAAAAUCCAACUGAAUUCGCAAAUGAAGUAAUAAACAAUGAUACAAAUAUAGAGAAAAAUGACAAACCCUAUGUCGCUCAAAUCGAUCAAUUAUUUUUAGAUAAUACUACAACUCAAGAUCUAUUCCAAAUGCAGCUAAAUAACACUAGAUAUAAUUCUACUGAAGAUGAAGAUCUAAAACUCGAGCCUAAUGAAAAUAUUUCCAAUAAUUCUCAUGAAAUUAUAGAAAAUUCUGAUGAAAAAUUGCUAAUAGAAAAUAUCAAUAAAACUCACUCCCCCCCCCCCUUUAAAUUGAAACAAAAUUUUUGUUUCAAUUUAAAGGGGGGGGGGAGUCAAGAAAUAAAAUCAGAGAAUUUAGCUGAGCCACCAAUAGAAGACAUAUCAGAAGAGCAUACUGGUAAGCCAGAUUUUAUCUCAGAAUCUUUGGUUGAAGAAGUAUCAGAAGAUUAUAUUAAUAAAGCUCAAGAAACAUCAGCUGAAGAGGUAUCAGAAGAAAAUACUAAUAAAAGCCUAGAAGCUUCAGCUAAAGAAUUAUUAACUGAAGAGGAAAUUCAGACAAGCAACCUAUCCCUUCAAGCAAACUUUUCUUCUGAAAAUGUAACAAAUGCACCCCAUUUUUAUAGUGAAAAUUCAAUAGAAAGCAAUAAAGAAAACCCUAAAAACAGCCAGUUCCUAUAUCAAGAUUUAGCUAAUGGCACAAUGCUUAACUAUAGCAAUAUAGAAUCAGAAACUAUAAAAAUUGAUAAUAAUACAAACGAAGAAAUGUGCGAUAUAAAUGAAUGUCAAGAAAACUCAAUGGCUAAUGAAAAUAAAACAAGCUUGAAUGCAAAUGACACAGUUAUUAAGGAAAGUCAAGCUUCAGAUAUAGAUGAUAAAAGUACUUCAAGCCGUAUAGAUGACAGACUCCCUUUGUAUUAUGAAGCUCAAAAGCUUUCAGAGUUGUGGGGAGAGGCUGAAACAUAUGGAGAUAAAUCUCAAGAGAUCGCAGAAAACAAAACAAGUGAAAGUGAAAGCGAAAACUCUAUAGAAAACAUAAUUGAGCCUGAAUUAGAGACAAAAAAUUAUUACCAAGCGCAACUAGAAGAACAAAUAGAAAAACUUACUCCCCCCUCCGUGAGUGAACAAAAAAAUUUUGUUCACUCACGGGAGGGGGGUUAAUUUUUUUUUUUAAAAAAAUUUAUAUAUAAAUUUUAUAGAAAAUAUUUUUUUUCGAAAUUUAAAAAAAUCCUAAUUUGCAAAAAUGGAAAAGCAAAUAUUAAUUUAAUUUAUAAAAUUUAUGUUUUAAAAAAGCAAUUUGUUAAAAAUUAAACAGAAAUAGCUCGAGAUUUCAUUAUAAUAAUUAUCUCUUAUAUAUCAAAAAAUUUUUCCAUAAACAAUUUUUCUAUUAAAAAAAUUUUUGUUCACUCACGGAGGGUGGGUUUUUGGGCAAAAAAUAGCGAUUUUUCUAAUGGUUUUGUUCACUAACGGAGGGGGGGGGGGGGCGAGUUACAGAAAAUACCACGAAGUCUGAAGACGAAAAUAUUAAGGAGGCAAAGGAGAAUACUAAUUUAUCUGCAAUAAAUAGAACUGAAGACAUACAAAAAGAUAUUCCUAGUCAAAAAGUAUAUGAAAAUUUAAAUAAUCUAGAAACAACCAAGGCAGAAAACAAGCAGCAAGUCUCUGAUAAUAAACUUGGAGAGACAAAAACAAUUUCUAAUAACCAGGAAAUAAACUUAAUAAGCCCUGAUCCUGAAAAGCUGAAAAAUCCAGAAACUGAUCUUGAGGCACCAAACAAAGAACAGAACUCUGAGCCAUUUCUUGAAGAUAAAAAAGCAGACCCAAAUAAUAAAGAAUUAACUCUGACAGAAAAUCUACCAAAUAACCCUAGCAGUCAAACCCCCAAAAGUGAGACAAAUCUUCAAAAUAACUCAGUAAACCCAUCUUCAACUAAAGUCUCAAUUGCUCCUUCCAAUUGUAUGGUCCAAUGCUCCCAAAUGUGUAAAAAACAAGACAGUGAGCUAAAAUGCCUUGAAGACUGCUUAACGACAUUUUGCAAAACUUUUGAAGAAAACUCAAGCUGAAGCAGCUUACUUGUAAUAGCAGGGAAUGGGUUUUCUCUUAUGUUUGUAGUCUACUGCAUAUGGAAAUUCAUAAAGCGAAAGGUGAAAUAUGAUGACGACGACUCUAUGUUUACUCCAAGAUAUUACAAUAUUUCAUAA
This is a messenger RNA of Blepharisma stoltei, 3686 nucleotides long. The record is from the annotation of a GenBank genome assembly. NCBI's taxonomy places the organism in Eukaryota, Ciliophora, Heterotrichea, Heterotrichida, Blepharismidae.